GGGGGCCCGGCCGCACGCCCCGCUCCGCCGAGCCCCCGGCCCGCAGCGCCGAGCCGAGCCCCGGCCCGUGACAGCCGCCCCCGCCUCCAUCCCCGCCGCACAAUGACCCCGCGUGGUUCCUCUCCCACUCUCCAGCUCCGGCCUCUUUCUCCUGCUGAGAUUGUUUUUGUUUUUACCUUCCCCUCCUCCACCCUAUCCCAUGCUUGAUUUUUUUUUUCCCCCCGUUGCGGUGCCCCCCGAACCCCGAGUUCCCCCGAGCCCCGUGCGUGCGCUGAGGUCCUCCGCAGCCCCGGGGCUCUGUUUGGUGCCCCUGCUGUCCCGCCGGUGCCGCUCGUGUGUACCCCCCACCGGGGGUCUCUGCCUCGGGAUUCCCCCCAGCGGGCCCGGAGGGGGUGAGACCCCCCGUGGGAGGCGGGGGGAGGUCGGUGGGAGGCCCCUUCCCCUCCCCCGACCGGACACCGCCUGAAGCUCCCUUGGUUCCCCCUCUCCAGGCUUCAGCCAGGGGGGUCCCGCGGGCAGCUCCACCAUGUCGGACAGUGACCCGGGGGACGAGGACGGCGCCACAUCCCCUGACCCCUCGCAGUGCAAGAGGAAGAGAAGGGGCAACCUCCCCAAGGAGUCGGUGAAGAUCCUGCGGGACUGGCUGUACGAGCACCGCUUCAACGCCUACCCCUCGGAGCAGGAGAAGCUCAGCCUCUCGGGGCAGACCAGCCUCUCCGUGCUGCAGAUCUGUAACUGGUUCAUCAACGCCCGGCGGCGGCUGCUCCCCGACAUGCUGCGCAAGGACGGCAAGGACCCCAACCAGUUCACCAUCUCCCGCCGCGGGGGCAAAGCCGGCGACGCGGCCGUGCCGCGGGGCGCUGCCGCCGGCCCCGGGGUGCUCGUGGUGCCGCCCGCGGGCGCCUCCAAGGUGCUGUCGAUGUCGGUGUGCCCGCAGGUACUGUGCCACCCGGCGCGGGCGCUGGCCGUGGUGAGCGCCCACAGCCCCGAGUGGGAGAAGCCGCCCGGGCCCGAGGCCGUGCCCAGGGCCGGGCCCGGCAGCACCCUGACCCUGCUGGCGCGGGCCGAGGCGGGCAGCCCCACUCCCGGACUCUUCAACACGCCGCCCCCGACGCCCCCCGAGCUCUUCGGGGACGACUUUAGCAGCUUCCAGCUGCUGGUGGAGGUGGCCCUGCAGAAGGCGGCCGAGCUGGAGCGGCAGCGGCAGGGGGGGCAGCUGCCCCUGGCUCCCCACGCCGAGCCCCCCGGAGCCUCCAAAUAACCCCGGGCUGGGUCCCGCAGGGUGCCCUUCCCCGGGGGGCCCGACCCGCCCGGCCUCUGCCUCACCCCCACAGCCCAUCCCGGAGCGCUCCUGCCCCCGGGGGCUCUGGUGUCUCAGCAGCCAAGGCGGCAGAGGAAGGCCGGUCCCACCCGCCAUCCUCCCUGGAGAUGCCCUGGCUGCCGAGGACGGUGCCCCGGUGUGAGCCCAGAGCUCAGCGCCCUGUCCCUGCCGCACGGCCCGAGCGGGCACGGGAGCUCCCUGGAAAACCUGCUGAUCUCCUCUCCUGCAAACAAGGGUCCAGCCAGCACCGUUCCUCCAGGAAGACAGAGAGAACCUGGUUAUUUUAAUGCCAGUAGGACUGUGGCUGAAGAGCUUUGUCUCCCAAAUACCUGAUCCUUUCCCCCUGCCACCCUUCCCCCCGGCCCCCCUUUUGUUUUGGGGGCCUUUCUGUUUCCCGGUGCUGGCCAGGGGGCCUGCCUUGCCCCGGGAAGGGCAAAGGACAGAUGAACUGGAAACAUGGAGUCUGUGGCAUUUUGUCAUGGAAAAAAUAGGACCCUCCUCUUCCUUUUUAGGUUGUUCUGGAUGCUGCCAGUAGAAAUCUCUAUGGUGCUGUUUAGCAAGUUUUUUGUUGAAACAUUUUCCCUUUAAUUGUGAUUUAUGACAUGAUUAUUUCUUUUUUUUUUUUUUUUAAUCGGUAAGCAUUUCCACACCUUCCCUGCGUUCCCCUCGAGUUCAAGCCGAAUGUGUGCACGCUGUGCCCGGAGCAGUGAGCGCGUGGCCAAGCCCGGGCACAGCUGAGACUGUGAAUUUUUUACCCGACUUCCUUUCCUUUUUUAUUUUAUUUUAUUUUUUCCAUAAAACCUUUGGAAAGAGGCGUGGUGCAGGCACGGCCAUGUGCGUCCUGCAAGUGCAGCGCGGGGUUCCUGGGAGGCGGCGGAGGACGGAGAUGUCGCUCGCUGUCCCCUCCCCUCGCAGCGUGGCUGUGCGGUGCUGGGGACCUCUAGUGACAAACUGGCGGUGCUGGGGUGGCCGGGCCUGCGGGGCUCGGGGCUCUGGGGCAGUUUUUGGGCUCAGGGGCAGCUCCUGGCUGGCUGUCGCUUGCUGUCCCUCCCUGUGGGAUGUGGGUCAGCGCUGUGCCUGGCCCGGCAGCGCUAAUCCCCUCGGUGCCCGGGGAUCAGAUGGAGGUGAGGGCUGGAGGGGGUAAAGCCGCAGCACGGGGAGCUCUGCGGGGCGGGGGGAGAGCACAGGCUGGGGCUGGAAGGGAAGGGCACUGAUCGGGGGGACUGGUGUGUGCCCGCACCCCGUUCCUUCAGAGGCAGGUGCCAGGGAGGGGCUGCUGUGGGGCCCUGUGCAGUGCUGGGGCCCCUCGCUGCCCAUCAUGUGCCUCUCACCCCCACCUCCAUUUCUGUGUCCAGCCUUCCUUUGCCCUUUGUCUCCUUUCCCGGGAAAGUCCUCGAUUUUGGGACUCUCACCACGUCACCCUCCUGCGGCUCUGUCCCUUGCCCCGGGGGAGGGAGAGGCUGUUUGGUCUCCUGCUCUCUUGCCCCAGGCAAACCCAAGUGGUUUCCUUCCCCAGAGCUGUGCCUGUGCCAGGGGCUGGUGCUGCUGCCCUGGGAUGGACCAGAGAGUUGGGAGGGCAGGAGUUAUUGGAAUUAAAUUUAUG
Molecule: messenger RNA, 2924 nt
Organism: Passer montanus (Eurasian tree sparrow)
Lineage: Eukaryota; Metazoa; Chordata; Aves; Passeriformes; Passeridae
Gene: TGIF2
Product: TGFB induced factor homeobox 2
Exons: 2
Coding region: 527-1261 (244 amino acids)
Biological process (GO): regulation of transcription by RNA polymerase II
Molecular function (GO): RNA polymerase II cis-regulatory region sequence-specific DNA binding; DNA-binding transcription factor activity, RNA polymerase II-specific
Source: RefSeq, a predicted model, not a curated record